Molecule: messenger RNA, 453 nt
Organism: Heterobasidion irregulare TC 32-1
Lineage: Eukaryota; Fungi; Basidiomycota; Agaricomycetes; Russulales; Bondarzewiaceae
Exons: 1
Coding region: 1-453 (150 amino acids)
Source: RefSeq, a predicted model, not a curated record
AUGUAUCAAAAUCCCGACGGAACCCCGUCCUCUCCGGCAUACACUACACCGUUGAUCACAAAAGAGUCAUUUCAAGCCGAGCAGCAAACAGCGUCUCCAACUGUGUUUACUAGCACAGACCAGGCGGAGCGACGCCCACUAUCCCUUGUCCCCGUCCGCCGUCCGCCAGAACCAGAGCUGCCAUCCCCUUCUGUUCCGGAGAACAGAUUUCGCACGUUCUAUCAGCAAAUCAUCCUCCUUCGAUGGCCUUGGAAGAGAGCGUACGCGACAUCCAAGGACGAUGUUGCAGAGACUCGGCAUAUGGUCGGUUCACCUGAGCUAGCUCCUCAACCAACCAUCCAACCGAGUUCUGGAAUGUACAGCGACACCCGUACUCAUUUCAGGCAGUGGUUCCGGAAACGGCAUAUUAUACGUGUGGAGCGCGUGCAGCGAGAUACUGUAGAUCUCGAAUGA